Agrilus planipennis (emerald ash borer) is the source of this 2145-nucleotide messenger RNA. RefSeq names its product growth/differentiation factor 8 (gene myo). Lineage: Eukaryota; Metazoa; Arthropoda; Insecta; Coleoptera; Buprestidae. Gene Ontology annotation, biological process: SMAD protein signal transduction. Gene Ontology annotation, cellular component: extracellular region. The transcript has 3 exons. The record is from RefSeq and is a predicted model, not a curated record. Gene Ontology annotation, molecular function: growth factor activity; cytokine activity. The coding region runs from base 519 to 1859 and encodes 446 amino acids.
UGGAGUCCGUCCGUGCGACUGUAGACGAUAUAAGACGGCGCACAAAACCCGGACCUCUCAGUGUUCAUUUUCAUGUCUCUGCGAAGGAGUCGGUGAAAUAUUCAUCGGAACAGAGCGAUCGACGACGACGUCAAAACGCGCGAACCCCCCCAAAAGACGUCCCCGGGUGGCUCUGGUUUUGAAGUGUUUAAAAAAAUUAAUAACAAUCGAAAUUCGAAGUGCUAAAAAGGAAACAAAGUUGUGAUUUUUUCUUUGGCGACUUCUCCAACAGCCCCCCAUCGUUCAGGAGACGGUACGAAAAAACUUUUUUACGUUUUAUUUUCUUGCCUGCCUGCCUUGUCUUGACUAAUUUUGGACGGGGGUUCCCGGAACUUUUCAUAAACUUUGACGUGUGCUUUUCAACUGUUGUUCUUCCAAAAAUGGAAGUCGAGAUGUCAGUUGCGAAACCGUUUGGCUUUGAAAAGACGCGUUUUGGCCACGAUUGCCAGUAACCUGAAAAGUUCGAGAAGUCGACCAGGAUGGUCGAAACUGUUCCCAGCACGUCCCUUCUGCGUCCCAUGAACGCUCCAAUUGUUACGUCAACGUGUAGCGCGAUGUUUUCCGAAUCGUUUCUCUUCCUUCGACAAAACAACCCCUUGUCGCGACUGGCGGUGCAACGGCGACUACGUAAAACUCAUCACCACAAUAACAGUACAAUUUUGUGGCAUCAUACGGUGAUUGUGAUGAUAGUGUUGGUGUCGACGGUAUUGCCCAUUUCAUGCGACCGAUUUACGAACAGAUCUACCAAUAGUAUAGAUAGCAAAAAGAGUAAACAUUUUAGUGAAUUCGAAGAGAUAACGGCGAGUCCGGGUUGUGGCUCCUGUCGGGUGCGCGAAGAGAUGAAAAACCGGAGCAUACAAGCCAUCAAAGAUAACGUAUUGCAAAAAUUGGGUUUAUCGAAGGCGCCAAAUGUCACCACCAAGUCCAUACCCGCUCAUCUUUUGGCACUCAUCGACCAGGGUUACGUCGAUAUACAGGGCGAUGCGCCCUUUCAACCGGGACCGUUCGUUAGCGAGGAAGAAGAUAAUUAUCACGUUCGCACCGAGAAAGUUGUCACCUUUUCACAACCAUAUCCACGACUCAGGCAUAGUUGGCAUGGACAUGACAUCCUUCAUUUUUCGUUUUCGGAUGGGGUGACCAAGUAUCAGGUGGCGAACGCCACCCUCUUCGUGUUCGUAAAGGGGGUGGACAAGCGGCCGCAACCUAUCAUGAUACUUGAGGUGUAUAAGGUGUAUAAAAAUCCUGACCGGCCGGACAUUCCCGGAACCGUCAGGGUGGCAUCCCGACGAAUAAACCAACCCCUUGGCCACGGCGAAUGGAUCAAGAUUGACGUUACCGCCAUGGUUUCCGAAUGGUUUAAAAGUGCACGGGAUAAUUAUGGGUUCAUUGUUAAUGCGACGAUUAACAAGAGGAAGACCCCGUUGGAAAGCGUCAAUGGAAAUGUGCCAUUCGUAGAGAUCAGCACGGUGGAGCCGAAACGUCGGACCAGACGGAACAUUGCCUACGACUGCGACGACAAAAAUAUACAGGACGUUUGUUGCCGGUAUCCGCUGACGAUUAAUUUCGAAGAUUUCGGUUGGGACUUCAUUAUAGCCCCAAAAAAGUACGAGGCGUAUUACUGCAGCGGCCGAUGUCCUUAUUUGACGAUGCAGAAGCAGCAUCACACGCAUCUGGCGAAAAUGGCGUCGCCGGACAUAGAAGGUCCGUGCUGCGCCCCUCGGAAAAUGAGCGGCAUUUCUAUGCUGUACUUCGACGAAAAUUACAACGUUAUUUUCGGUAACUUACCGGGCAUGGUGGUUGACAAGUGCGCGUGCUCGUAAUGACGGCAUCCCUUAGCCAAUGCACAAUUUAAUAUCAAAUGCGCAGAGGAGGCUUUGAAUUCGCGGUGUGUUACUUGUGACGACGACUGUACAGUGAAACAACGUUCUUUUUUUUUACUUCACGCAUUGAUUGGAACGUUAUUUGUGUCGUGGAGUAAUUAUGGUGUAAAACGGUGUAACAAACAAAAACUAAUGAGGAAGUAAUCGGCGAUUGUGAGAGAAACGUAUUCUUUCUUUGAUAUUUGACUUUUGAGCAAAAAAUAAUAACACAAGACUUGUGUGUAAC